UUCGCAGUAGCGUGGAGACCCACCUGUCUCUCUCAUGCUCACGGUAAGCCAUGGCGACUGACGAUAAAGUAGCCAUUUUAACUGACGACGAAGAGGAGCAAAAGAGGAAAUACGUCCUCGCCGAUCCCUUCAAUGGGGUCUCCAAGGAGCAAGACCUCCAGGCCCAAAGCGACACGCCGUCGACGGACACCACCGCCACCACCAUUCCCGAUGAGGAGCUGGACUGGCUCGAAAAGCACUGCGUCAAAGUGAACAAUGACCUCCUGGUCUCAAAAGUGUUUUAUUUCUUCUUCUACGCCGCCUAUGGGUCGCUCUACCCGCUGCUGCCCGUGUAUUACAAACAACUGGGCAUGACGCCCAGCCAGAGCGGACUCCUGGUGGGCAUACGGUACUUCAUCGAGUUCUGCAGCGCCCCCUUCUGGGGAGUGGUGGCGGACCGCUUCAAGAAAGGCAAGGUGGUCCUCCUCUUCUCCCUUUUGUGUUGGGUGCUGUUUAAUUUGGGGAUCGGGUUCGUGAAGCCGGCCACCUUAAGGUGCUCGCCAAAGUUCCCGCCACCGGCGCAUCCCACCAACGUCAGCCACCUCUCGACGACGGCCCCACAAAACCUCUCGGUCGCUUCUCCGGUAACUGUGGCGGGGGCGACAUUACCAAAGAACAAGCAGAAAAGAGACCUGCCUCCUUCCGGCCUGCCAUCCGCGGACUCCACUUUAGCUGCGAUUUCUGAAGCCGCUUUCCACCUGACAACUCACGGUGGAGACUGGAAGCUGUCUUUAAAAGAUGAAGGGAAUAUCGUUACCGGAAAAGCGACACACCCUAACUUGGUGAAUGCAGUGGUUACCCUGGGGCCUUUGGGAAACACAACCCCCGCUUCAACAUCGCCUGCGGUCACCACAAAGGCAGUGCCUCCCGUUCCGGUCUCUCUCGUCUACGACCAUCGGGAAGUCGAGGCUAUCUUCCUGCUCAUCCUCUUGGUGGUUAUCAUAGGGGAGUUUUUCAGCGCCUCGUCAGUCACCAUCGUCGACACGAUAACCUUGCAGUACCUCGGCAAGCACCGGGACCGCUACGGGCUGCAGCGCAUGUGGGGCUCCCUGGGCUGGGGGCUGGCCAUGCUGUCCGUGGGCAUCGGGAUUGACUCGACCCGUGUCGAGGUCUCAGUGGAAGGGCAAGGCUGCAAGGCCCCGGAGUACAAGAACUACAGGAUUGUUUUCAUCGUCUUUGGGGUGUUGAUGACCCUCUCGCUGGUUGUGGCCACCCAGUUCCGGUUCCACUACAACCACUACAAGCAAGAGGAGGACCAGAGCAACGAGGGGGAGGGCUCGCAGGGCGACCGGAACCCUUCCAUGGACUCGUCCAAUGAGACCCCCAGCGAUACGAGUCAGUCGCAGUCCUUCAACUUCUGGCACCUGAUCAAACUUCUCUGCAGCAUCCAAUACGGCUCGGUGCUCUUUGUGGCUUGGUUUAUGGGCUUUGGGUACGGCUUUGUGUUCACCUUCCUCUACUGGCAUCUGGAGGACCUGAACGGGACCACCACUCUUUUUGGCGUCUGCUCCGUCCUGAGCCACGUGUCGGAGCUGACGGCCUAUUUCUUCAGCCACAAGUUGAUUGAACUGAUCGGCCACAUCAGGGUCCUGUAUAUUGGCCUUGCCUGCAAUACAGCCCGGUAUAUUUACAUCUCCUAUCUGGAAAACGCCUGGACAGUUCUCCCGAUGGAAGUCCUUCAAGGUGUGACUCACGCAGCCGUCUGGGCAGCCUGCAUCUCCUACCUGAGCGCCGCGGUACCUCCCGAACUCAGAACCUCUGCUCAGGGGAUCCUCCAGGGACUUCACCUGGGCCUGGGCAGAGGCUGUGGAGCGAUGGUUGGAGGCGUCCUGGUCAACUACUUCGGGGCGGCUUCCACGUUCCGAGGGAUUGGAAUGGCCUGUCUCGUGAUCCUCUUGCUUUUCGCCUUAAUCCAGUGGCUGGCGGUUCCCGAUGAGCAGGAAGAAAAGACCAUGCUGGCCGAAAGGAUCCCGGUGCCUUCCAGCCCGGUGCCCAUCGCCACGAUCGAUCUGGUCCACCCACAGACCGAAGACAUCCUGCCUCGGCCGGAGCCCCGGGUUCCCCCCAAGAAGACCAGGCACCAGGAAGAGCAGGAAGACGUGAACAAACCCGCCUGGGGGGUCAGCUCUUCUCCGUGGGUGACUCUCGCUUACGCCGUCUACCAGAUCAAGGAGAUGGUGAAGCUCUCCAAGAGCAACCAGGCUUUCGAGAGCCAGCCUCUGCAGCAAGCCAACAGUAGCCCUAGCUGUGAACCCAACGAUCCUUCCAACCGGUCUCUGGAUCUGAGAAACAGUGACGCCUCUGGGGAUACUUCGGUACCUCCGGCCCCCCUCAGCCCCCAGCCCAGCCCUGACCACCCUGCGCCAGACCUGGCUCCAUCGGACGGUGAAGCGGCGUCUUUGGCGGGUGAGCACUAGAUUGAAUUUCCUGCACCCCACCUGCCGUCUUGAAUCCUGCUGCUGGACGGAGAGCCUGAAACCGCGGUUCCCUUCAUCACCACCAGUAACUUGACAAGCUUUUAAAAUAUUCAAGGCCUUUUCUGUGACAGAACCCGGCUGGCCUGCUUUAGGGAAGGCUGAAAGCCAGAGAGGGAACAGAGGACGAGACCACGUUAUUAGUAACCAGCGACGGCCGUUUCAAGAUUUCACUUGACGAAUUUGAGACCAGGCCGGCUUGGUCUGUAUUCCUGUGUCGGACAGAAGAUUGAUCUUGAUCGAUUUGACUUUAAUUUGUCUUCUACAAAAAGGGGGCGGGGGGAAAUAAAAGUUUGCUUUAAGUUUCCCAAGAGGAAGGUUGCAUUACGGUCACCCCUCGCUUGAUAAAGAGAACGUUUUGUGUUAGUUGUCGAGGGAAGGGGAAAUCAGCUUUUCCCUCCUCUGUCUUAAGUUUCACAGGACAAAUAACUGAUUUCUUUUGUCAAAACUGGAUAAACAACCGAAACGUCCAAGAAAAAUACUAGCAAGUCCCUAAACGUGGAAGCAGGAUAGAAAUCUGUCUUUCAUAAAGACUUCUUGGAAACCACGCACAGGUUUCAGCUAGUAAGGUUUUCCAUUAAACGCACGUCGGGACCUCUUCCAACCAAUGAAGUUGCUAUUAAAUCUUCCGCCACCAUGCCAGGGACUGUCAAGAAGGGCAAUUUUGGGGAGAGUGACAAGUGAGGCACUGAUGCACAUUUCUUUACUUAGGAGUGCGCUAGUUUUGGCGGAAGACAGGACACCCAAUAGCGAGCAGGUCUGUUUAGGCUGAGAGCAUUUACAGGGCAUAUGGUAACCCUAGUCCAGCGAGGGGGGGGUCACCUAUAGAAAGUCUCUCUCUCACUUUAGAGCUUUCCUUUUACCUCUGGAAGGGAUAAUGGGAACAGGGGUAGACACCUCUUUCCCUGAUUUUGGACUUUGCUCUGCUACUGCAUUCUCAGACAGGUGGUCCAAUACGGUUUGGGUUUUUGGGGUGGGUGGGUUUGAGCCUAGCCCUCACAAGAUGCAGGUUGGCAGUGCCGGUGGAAGAGAAGGGAGUUAUCUAAUGUUCACUGGAAGUACCUAGACCAAACGCUGUUGGAGUAUAUCUCUUGAGGGGCCAACGGCUUGUAUCUUGCAGAAGUCUUCCUCCAGCCUAUGGAGGUCUUCUCCGCAUAGAAGAGCCCCUUCCGUGAGGUAAGCCUUCCGACUUCGCCAGACAGAGUGGUAGGAUACAAGCCAAUAGACUGUGAUUUCGGGGCACGGUAUAAAGUUGAUUAAUUUGGGGAAGCAUUUAAAUUCACAUUUCUACAUAAAUAGUGCCCGGGGCUACAGAGAAGGCCUAGGUGGGAAGUCCAAACGACUUCUGGAGGAGGAAAAGAUAAACAGGGUUAACGCAGGAGUAUAGACACGGCUAUAAGGGAAAUGGGCACACACUGCAUUUGAGGCGGUUGUUCUACACCUUUAUGUUUUUGUCAGACACUGGCAGGAUCGGUCUCUCGUGCAUUUCUCGGUGUCGGAUGAUCCUCGCUUCCGCCAUUUGCAACCGUGAGCGAAAGUUCAGCUUGAAGCGAAAGUCCUUUUGCUCAGGGGGCAUCUAAAGCUGGGAACUUUUUUUUGUAGGCCUCGGCUCCGCAGAGCUGCAUACUGCCUUUCUCGAUUGUUAACUGUAAGAUCCACAAUGGGGAUAGCCCAAAGCUGGAUGGAGGGAUGAAAAGGGGGAACUCACGGACUGGAAAAGAAGUUCCUCCAGGUCCCUCACGAUCCCCCAUGGAAUAAUGCGAGGCGUCCUCUUUUCCUAAGCCUUAAGGGAAAGUUGAAGGAACUGAAGUAGAAUCUAUCCAGGGGGACCCGAGACCAAACACCAGAGAUUAGUCACUAGCUAUUAUUUUGCACUUCAACUUAAAUGUACUGUACUGUAAAUUUCUCAUGACUUGUCUUAAGUGUCCUUUAAAAAAAUAAAUCAGAAAUGUAUUUAUUCUGUUUGUAUCUGGGGGGAGGGGGUGGGCAGAAUUGGCUAGGGAGUGAAGAAGCGAGCAAUUGGUGGGCUUCAACACAAAAGGGGGGGAUGGUUUUAAAAAAAAGCAACUGGUUAACUAACUUGCAACAAUCUCACCAGGUGGAAACAGAGGGCAGCGCCCAUCUUGUGAAAGGUCGCUGAGGACAUGUGUCACAUUUACACUCCUGGAUUGUCUUUUGGGUCUGUCCUUUCAUUCCACGUGGGCAGAGGAACUGUACACGGGUUUUCGUAUUUGUGAAAUUUGUUUUAAAACGUAGUGACAAAAAAUAAUAAUAAAAUGAUUCACUGGACAGAAA
Heteronotia binoei (common prickly gecko) is the source of this 4808-nucleotide messenger RNA. It is a transcript of the gene MFSD6, whose product is annotated as major facilitator superfamily domain containing 6. The record is from RefSeq and is a predicted model, not a curated record. Lineage: Eukaryota; Metazoa; Chordata; Lepidosauria; Squamata; Gekkonidae. Gene Ontology annotation, biological process: antigen processing and presentation of exogenous peptide antigen via MHC class I. The transcript has 6 exons. Gene Ontology annotation, cellular component: plasma membrane. The coding region runs from base 51 to 2456 and encodes 801 amino acids.